Messenger RNA from Panicum hallii, 2932 nucleotides. Its product is annotated as histone-lysine N-methyltransferase EZ1. Gene Ontology annotation, cellular component: PcG protein complex. The coding region runs from base 164 to 2932 and encodes 922 amino acids. Gene Ontology annotation, biological process: chromatin remodeling. The transcript is spliced from 16 exons. The record is from RefSeq and is a predicted model, not a curated record. Lineage: Eukaryota; Viridiplantae; Streptophyta; Magnoliopsida; Poales; Poaceae. Gene Ontology annotation, molecular function: histone methyltransferase activity; protein binding.
CUCCCCUUCUCUUACCCUCCUCCGCUUCACCUCUGCGCUGCCCCCCUCCUCUCCAGUCUCCCCCACCAAUCCUUGUUCAUUUUUUUUAAUCGAAGCGACUCCGCGCCCAGCUCGUCGUGGGAGGGCGGGAGCGCGCGCGGGGGGCCUAGGGUUUCCGCGGGCGAUGGAGGCGGCGGCGGCGGUCUCUUCCGCGUCGGCCUCGGCGUCCGCGGGCCGGUCGCGCCCAUCCACCAGCGCCGCGCAGGUUACCAGUAUUACGGGUGUGCGAGCUGAAGAAGAAAAUGCUGCCUCCCCCUAUGUUUUAUCUGUAAUUGAUUCAUUGAAGAAGAGGAUUACUGCAGAUCGUUUAACGUACAUCAAGAACAGAAUAGGGGAGAACAAGGCUAACCUCGGCACCUUUACACAGAGGACUUACAAUUUGUCAAAAAACAGGCAAAAUAAUACAUCAAAGGGUACUGAUUUAGCACCAAAUUUGCUCACGAAAAGGCAAGAUGAUGCGCUAUGCACCCUGCAUAGUGUUGAUAUUUGUCCUGCUGACAAAGACGGUAGCAAUUUUCAAGAUGAAGGUCCUUUCUCCUCAUCGAAUGUUAUUUUGGGUGGAAAUAUCAGUGCAAAGAAUGCUAUCCGACCAAUUAAACUACCAGAAGUGUCAAAGCUUCCACCCUAUACAACGUGGAUAUUUUUGGACAGGAACCAGAGAAUGUCAGAAGAUCAAUCAGUACUUGGUCGGCGGAGGAUUUACUAUGAUACCAGUUGUGGCGAAGCACUAAUUUGCAGUGAUAGCGAAGAUGAAGCCAUUGAGGAUGAGGAGGAGAAAAAAGAAUUUAAGCAUUCAGAAGAUUGCAUUAUUCGGAUGACUGUUCAAGAGUGUGGUAUGUCAGAUUCUGUUUGGCAAACGCUGGCACAAUAUCUUGAGAGGGCUACUGAUGACAUAAAGGCCAGGUAUGAGAUCCUGCAUGGUGAGAAAACUCAGGAUUCUUAUAAGAAAGUGACUGAGCAAAAUGCCAAAGUGGAAGAUUUGUACGGUGACAAAGAUUUGGACGCAGCAUUGGAUUCCUUUGACAAUCUCUUCUGUCGACGAUGUCUAGUUUUUGAUUGUAAGCUACACGGGUGUUCUCAAGAUUUAGUAUUUCCUACAGAAAAACAGCCAGCUUGGAAUGGCAUUGCUGAUGGUGUACCCUGUGGUCGUCAUUGCCAUAAACAGGCCUCUGAACCGGAUUCUGUAACUGCAAUUGAUCACAUGCUUAUUGAUGGUGAGGAACCAACUCACUCAUCAGGCAAUGCAACGAAUCAGCCAGGCACAAAUAGGAAAAAGAAUGGCUCCAGCGGAAGGAAGACUAAAUCUCAGCAAAGUGAAACCUCUUCAACUGCAAGGGCUGUCUCAGAAAGCAGUGACUCAGAAGUACAUCCAAUAAGCAAUAAAUCUCCACAGCCCUCCCCUAGUCCCUCAAAAGUUAAAAUUGGCCCAAAAGGUGGAAUCAGAAAGAUUACCAAUAGAAGAAUCGCUGAGAGAAUUCUUAUGAGUGUGAAAAAAGGUCAAAGAGAAAUGGCAUCGUCGGAUUCUAAUUCUGUUAGUGAAUCCCCUUUGGCAGCAAGGGACACAAGGGUUCUGCUUAGAUCUGAUGCACGAAAUGGAAAUAAAGAAUCAAUUGUAUCCUCUCAAUACACUCCAAGCACAAGAAGUACUAGAAAGAAGAGUACACCUCAAGUUGGGAAUAGCUCAGCUUCAGCUGAAGCUCAGAAUGAUUCAAUGGAAGAAGAUGGUUACGAUAGUUCAAGGAAAGAAGAAUUCGUUGAUGAGAAUAUAUGCAAACAAGAGGAUAACUUUAGAUCCUGGAAGCCAAUUGAGCAGGGACUUUUGGUCAAAGGAUUAGAGAUUUUUGGAAGGAACAGUUGUUUAAUUGCUCGGAACCUUCUUGGGGGAAUGAAGACAUGCAGAGAUGUUUUUCAGUAUAUGAAUUAUGUUGAAAACAGCAGUGCAUCUGGAACUCUUAGUGGUGUUGAUUCUCUUGUUAAAGGAUAUAUAAAGGGUAAUGAGUUGCGCUCGAGAUCGAGGUUUUUCAGAAGGAGAGGUAAAGUGCGUCGUUUGAAGUACACCUGGAAAUCUGCAGGUUACCAUUCUAUAAGGAAAAGGAUUACAGAAAGGAAAGAUCAGCCCUGUCGACAAUAUAAUCCUUGUGGUUGUCAAUCUGCAUGUGGGAAGCAGUGUCCAUGUCUCACAAAUGCGACAUGCUGUGAGAAAUACUGCGGGUGUUCCAAAAUUUGCAAGAACCGUUUUCGAGGCUGUCAUUGCGCAAAGAGUCAGUGUCGCAGCCGCCAAUGCCCGUGCUUUGCUGCUGAUAGGGAAUGUGAUCCUGAUGUUUGCAGAAAUUGCUGGGUUGGGUGUGGUGACGGUACGUUGGGAGUUCCAAACCAGAGGGGAGAUAAUUAUGAAUGCCGGAACAUGAAACUGCUUCUCAAACAACAACAAAGGGUCUUACUUGGAAGAUCCGACGUUUCUGGCUGGGGAGCGUUCCUGAAGAAUAGUGUCAGCAAACAUGAAUAUCUUGGUGAGUAUACCGGAGAACUAAUCUCCCACAAGGAGGCAGAUAAGCGUGGAAAGAUAUAUGAUCGUGAGAAUUCAUCGUUUCUUUUCAACCUGAACAAUGAGUUUGUUCUUGAUGCAUACAGAAUGGGUGACAAGCUGAAAUUUGCCAACCAUUCCCCUGAUCCGAAUUGCUAUGCCAAGGUUAUCAUGGUAGCUGGUGAUCAUAGAGUGGGCAUAUUUGCCAAAGAAAGAAUCCUCGCAGGCGAAGAGUUGUUUUAUGAUUACCGCUACGAGCCUGACCGAGCCCCUGCUUGGGCCCGAAAGCCGGAGGAUUCCCGAGGAAAGGAUGACGGGCAACCAUCCAAUGGGCGCGCAAAGAAGCUCGCCCAAAAUACCAGAGGCUGA